Molecule: messenger RNA, 1805 nt
Organism: Gastrolobium bilobum
Lineage: Eukaryota; Viridiplantae; Streptophyta; Magnoliopsida; Fabales; Fabaceae
Exons: 12
Coding region: 57-1478 (473 amino acids)
Molecular function (GO): protein binding
Source: RefSeq, a predicted model, not a curated record
GCCUAUUGCUGUUACCGUUGUUUCUCUGUUGAGUGAAGGGCACUUCCCAACACAGGAUGGAUUUCCAGGGAUUCUUAAACGACUUGCAGGAUUGGGAACUUUCUCGAAAGGACAAAGCACGAAAAAUGAAGUCACGAAAGGAAAAUGGUUCAUCUUCUCGGAAUACUGGAUCAGUGGGUGUGGAGAAGGCUUCAAGAGCAGAUACUAUUUCUUUUGAUCAGGCAAGAAGUUCUUCAGGACAGUAUGAUUUCUCAAGAAAUAAUGAUCCAUUUGGUCGUGUGCAUAGUAGUUUUGUUCCCGAAGAUGUUCCUGAUGCUGCUUCUGAGAAAGAUCUGGGUAAUGAGUUUUUCAAGCAGAAGAAGUUUAAGGAAGCUAUCAACUGCUAUUCAAGGAGCAUUGCCUUGUCACCAACAGCGGUAGCAUAUGCAAAUAGGGCAAUGGCCUAUAUCAAGCUCAGAAGAUUCCAAGAGGCAGAGGAUGACUGUACAGAGGCCUUAAAUCUUGAUGAUCGUUACAUAAAAGCAUACUCACGCCGAGCAACAGCUAGAAAAGAACUUGGGAAAAUUAAAGAAUCCAUGGAGGAUGCUGAGUUUGCCUUGAGGUUGGAACCUAACAAUCAAGAAAUCAAGAAACAGUAUGCUGAUGCUAAGACUUUGUUUGAGAAAGCUAUUCUUCAGAAAGCAUCUGGAGCUCUUAGAGGCACUGUACAGGGAACUCAAAAAGUGGGAGAGUCAGAGACAAAAGUUAAUGAAGGUAGCAUCCACCCUGUUUCACAUGAUGCUCAAAAGUCAGGGCCUGCUGAAGGUCAUCAAACAAAGUGUAAUGAGUGGCAAAUUCCUUCUAAAGAAUCACUCUUAAUGGAGGAGGUUGAUAGCAGGGAUACAAAAGCCGGAAGCAGGACUCAAGGACAAGAAGGGGAUGGUUCUAGUGCAAGCAAUAGUAUGGAGCAGGUUAAGAGAAAUCACAUAAUUAGUAAGCAGGAAAUGAAAGCAUCUGUUCAACAGCUUGCUUCUCGUGCGGCUUCUCGAGCCAUGAUUGAAGCUGCAAAGAACAUAACACCACCAACCACAGCUUAUCAAUUUGAGGUCUCUUGGAGAGGGUUUUCAGGUGAUCGUGCUUUGCAGGCUUGUCUAAUAAAGGCCAUACCUCCCCAUGAAUUGCCGAAGAUAUUCAAAAAUGCCUUAUCUUCUACCUUGCUAAUUGACAUCAUAAAGUGUGUUGCAUCCUUUUUCGCUGAAGAAAAGGAUCUGGUUGUCAGUUAUAUGGAACAUUUGACCAAGGUACCGAGAUUUGACAUGAUUGUAAUGUGCCUUCCAUCAACAGAUAAGGAUGUUGGUUACAUUUUCGUGCAGACUUACGCAAGAUCUGGGAUGAAGUAUUCUGUAGUGAGGCAACUCCAAUGGAGUAUGCAGAGAUUCUGGACAACCUCAGAUCAAAAUUCUGCGUUGGACAGUGACAUCAUCAGUUGUAUGUGUUAGUGCUUUUUUCCUUCGGGGAUCUUCUCUUUUCCUCAACCAUCACUUGUAAAUCAUUAUGCUAUUAAAUGUUUGAGCAUUAUUGACAAAAGUUGAUCCAUCUUCAAGCAAUUAACUUAAGGUAGGAGGAAAAGCAAAAACAAGAGUCCUUAUGUGAAGUGCCGGAGGCUGAGGGUUCAGUAUGUAUUAAUGUUUUUCCUUUGUGUGAAUUUGAGCUAUUUUGUCCCCGUGUUCGAACUUAGAAUACGUUCAUAUUGUGGUAGCACCGUUGUUAAUUAAUUCACUUCAGAAAUUGGAGGAAUUGGAUGCUUGUGUUGCAGAGAAUUUGCG